AUGCCUGCCCUUGUCAGCCGCCAAAUCUCCACCCCGGAGUCUAACAUCUCGGUUCAGAACGGCACCAAGGUGCCGUCCACCACUUCCUGUGGCCUUCUUGUGAAUGCAGCCCGCAAGGGCAAUGUGGAUGUCAUCAGGUUCCUGAUCUAUCUCGGUGCCGACGUCAAUGAAUACUAUGACGGCGUGACCCCACUCCUCGCGGCAGCCAUAGCCGGCCAGGAAGCCGCCAUGACUGAGCUCCUCCAGAACGACGCGAGCCCCACCGCCCGUGACAGCGAAGGCUGCACCAUUUUCAAGCUCCUCCUUGACAACGGUCACUACAACAUCGCGGAGAUGCUAAUCAAGAAGUACCCCGACCUCACCGUGACGGACCCGCGUCUGCCCAAAGGAGAGAAAUGGCUCCGGGAGCAGUUCGAGGAGAUCUCAGACAAUGUGAAAGACCCGAAGAGCAAGCCUAGCAAGGAGAUCCUGGAGUAUCUCAUUUCAGGUCAGCUCCCUCAGGAGGAGGGCCGCUCCGUCUCGGACGUCUACUGGGAGCAUAUCUUGCUGCGUUAUAUCGGGGAUGUUCCGCUGGAUAUCAAGCGGAACUACUCCCGCUCUCUGCGUCUGUCGCUGAUGGGAACUUUCGACAGAUUCUUCCUCGGACAUGAGGGCAUCAAGGAGUCGGCUAGGCUGCUUAAUAGUAAAUUGCCUACUACUGCUUACACCAUAGAGGGCACCGUGGUGGAUGGAGACGGGGGAUGGGUGACGGAGCGUUGGAGCUACCAUGACGCCUAUGGCAUCGAUGUGAGAGAUGGUAUAGAUUCGUUCUUGAUCGAUAGUGAGAAGGGAAAGAUCAUGGUCAAGAUGAUCAACUAUAACGUUUGCGAGAAGACGAAGGGAUAG
Aspergillus fumigatus Af293 is the source of this 885-nucleotide messenger RNA. RefSeq names its product ankyrin repeat protein. NCBI's taxonomy places the organism in Eukaryota, Fungi, Ascomycota, Eurotiomycetes, Eurotiales, Aspergillaceae. The transcript has a single exon. The record is from RefSeq and is a predicted model, not a curated record. Bases 1 to 885 code for a protein of 294 amino acids. Gene Ontology annotation, molecular function: protein binding.